UUGGAUGUUAUAAUCCUACUACACCUGCGAGAUAUUUCUUUUUUCCAGGUUAUUGCAAAGCGAUAUGAAUGCAACGAUGUUCCGGGUUUUGUUCGGAAGCUGUACAUUGUACGGGAUAAGGCCAGAGAGCCUCGCGUGAACUCUCAUAUUGCGGUACUGACGUAUCAUUGGAAAUCGGAACCGGCGAUCGCCAAAGCGAACAGAGAUGCUAUAAUUAGCAGGAAACAACGAGCAGAACAAGUCGAAGCAGAAGAAGGCCGUGCAAUGUUGGAAAGUGCAGAUCCAUCGCCGCUUCGUUUGAAACGCCCAACUGGAAUUAGUUUACGCGGUAAUGGAAGGAUAUUGAGGCCCAAAGCAAUUCCGAUGAUCCACGCGUUGUCACGAGUUCGUUUAUCACAUACGGAUCAUUUGCGCCGGCUUGCUCUCACGAAAAAAUCUGAAAACCUUUGCCGUCUUGCUGCAAUACUCGAUCGAGCUGAACCCAUUCUGGAGCGAUUUGAACAGGAGGACCCUCCUGCAGGUGUAUCAGGGGCUCCAACGGAGGACAACAUUCUUGCAUGGGAAGCGAUUAUUUUCGGACCCCAAGACACCCCAUUUGAAGACGGUACUUUCAAGCUGUCAUUGGAAUUUACUGAAGAGUACCCUAACAAACCACCAACGGUGAAGUUUAUUUCGAAAAUGUUCCACCCGAAUGUGUAUGCGGAUGGAUCGAUUUGUUUGGACAUCUUGCAGAAUCGCUGGUCGCCAACCUAUGACGUCGCGGCGAUUCUGACGUCUAUACAAUCGUUGCUGGACGAGCCAAAUCCCAACUCUCCAGCAAACUCUCAUGCUGCUCAGCUGUAUCAGGAGAAUCGCCGUGAAUACGAGAAACGUGUUCAACAGAUUGUUGAGCAGUCAUGGCUGAACUUUGGCGAGAAUGAGGGUGAUAUGGAAGUGAAAGAUGGUAAUGACGAUACGGGAAACAACGACGAAAUGCCAUCAGCUAGUGGAUCAAACUAA
Molecule: messenger RNA, 999 nt
Organism: Ostertagia ostertagi
Lineage: Eukaryota; Metazoa; Nematoda; Chromadorea; Rhabditida; Trichostrongylidae
Source: the annotation of a GenBank genome assembly